Aspergillus thermomutatus is the source of this 588-nucleotide messenger RNA. RefSeq names its product ankyrin repeat domain-containing protein. The transcript has a single exon. Bases 1 to 588 code for a protein of 195 amino acids. Gene Ontology annotation, cellular component: cytoplasm; nucleus. Gene Ontology annotation, molecular function: protein binding. NCBI's taxonomy places the organism in Eukaryota, Fungi, Ascomycota, Eurotiomycetes, Eurotiales, Aspergillaceae. The record is from RefSeq and is a predicted model, not a curated record.
AUGAACCUCCUUGAUCUGCCCACUGAGGUGCUCAGCAUGAUAGCAGAGGCCCUCCAGAACGCGCGGGACAUCAACACUCUCGCACGGACAAGUCGCGCUCUCUACUCCUGUAUUAACUACGUCCUCUACAAGUCCGAUGUGCUGAAUGAAAAUGGGAAAGCUCUCAUCUGGGCCGCAAAACACAACAAGCCAGCGACCGCCAGGAAGUUACUCCAGGCAGGCGUGAAAAGAUUGAAGCAAUGGCAUCGCAAGCCUCUACUUUCCGCAUUAAAGAACGGCCAUGAAGCCAUGAUGAAACUGUUGUUGGACGAAGGUGUUGAUCCGGACGCCAUACUCUUUGAAGGCUCUCGCAUGGAAACAACUGCCUUAUACAUGGCAGCUAGCAAUGGCCAUGACGCUAUUGUCAAGCUCUUGAUCGAAAUGGGCGCGAAUGUUAAUCUCAAAAACGCUCCUGGGCAACCCUUGCUAAUCGCUGCGUCCAAUAACAGGAAAACUGUGGUCAGAAUUUUACUCGAGAAAGGUGCAGACCCUAACGCCCGGCGACAUGAUAAUGCAACGGCCCUCAACAUUGCAGCGAUGAGGGGAUAA